Molecule: messenger RNA, 2824 nt
Organism: Poeciliopsis prolifica (blackstripe livebearer)
Lineage: Eukaryota; Metazoa; Chordata; Actinopteri; Cyprinodontiformes; Poeciliidae
Product: zinc finger protein 3-like
Exons: 3
Coding region: 147-1316 (389 amino acids)
Cellular component (GO): nucleus
Source: RefSeq, a predicted model, not a curated record
AUAAAACACCCGAGGACGGAGGUGGAGGUCUUAUAAAUCUACGCAUUUACUAAUUUUUGCGUCCUUUUUGCAGGACCACGAAAUAAAGAAAAUGACUGACGCUGGCUAUAGGGAGGCAACCAGAUGGAUGGAUUCCUAGAGACAAAAUGUCUGGAAGAGGAAAUUCCUCCAUUGAGACCGGUUCUGGAAAUCUCAUCCCUCAGGCCGUCAGUAUGAAGCUGGAGCCCACCAUCAUGGUGUUUCCUGCAAAUGUUAAGUCGAUCCUGGUAGUUAAAGAAGAAGACUCAGAAGAUGAAAAUCACAGCUCUGAUCUCCAUGACCCAAAACUCUACCACAUAAAGAAAGAAGAUGAGGAUGUCUGCAUCAGUCUGGGGGGAGAGCUGCACAAAGUGAAAGAGGAGUUUGGCAUGAAGAGUGAGGAUGAUAAACAGUCCCCUCUGCCCUCACAGCUUUAUCAAGACCAAAUUAAAGACGAAGAGCUUGCAGACAAAAACAGAGGAGAAUCCAUCAGGAUAGAAGAUCACGGAGAUUGUUCCAACUCCUUAGAGUCUGAAGACACCGAAAGCGAUGAAGAGGAUGAUGAUGUAAAGCACCCUGUCUCUGAAAUGAAAGACUUGUCAGACUCCAGACUGGAAACUAAGGACAUGGACAAUGACUGGAAGGAGAGGAGAACUCCUGAGUCAGACGGAAACCUAGUUAACAAAGAUUCAGAAAUAGUCUCUCCAAGCUCACUGGAUAUUAAAUGUUUUACAAAGAACAAAAAUGUUAACCCACGAAGGAAGGUAACGACAGGAGGGGAGUUUAACUGUGAAGACUGUGGCAAAACCUUUUUUGGAAAAUGGAAUUUAAAUGCACACAUGAGAAUUCACACAGGAGAAAAACCUUUCUGUUGCGAUGUUUGUGGAGACAGAUUUAGCCAUAGUUCACAUUUAAACACACACAUGAGAAUCCAUACAGGAGAAAAACCAUUCUGUUGUGAUGUUUGUGGACACAGAUUUAGACAAAAAUCACUUUUAACCACGCACAUGAGAAUCCACACAGGACAGAAACCGUUCUGUUGUGAUUUCUGUGGACACAGAUUUAGCCAUAAAUCUAGUUUAAUCACACACAUGAGAAUCCACACAGGCCAAAAGCCGUUCUGUUGUGAUCUCUGUGGAAAUAGAUUUAGCCGUAAAACUACCUUAAACAAACACAUGAGAAUCCACACAGGCCAGAAGCCUUUCUGUUGUGAUCUCUGUGGACACAGUUUUAGCUGCAAGUCACAUUUAAGUAGACACAUCAGAAUCCACACUGGACAGAAAAUAACUGCGGUUUGAUGACUCAAACUGCAUAGCUCCAGUUGGUUGUGAAAUAUUUAUUUGUUGGCAUUCAGUUCAGCAGUCUUCACUUUUAAUCUUAAAACAUUUUAUAAGUAACAUUUGUUUAGUUGUGUGAUUGGUAGUUUAUUAGCAAAUGAAUCUGUUGCGUAGAUUGAACGGUAGCACAGGUGCGUUCUGAGUUCAUGUGUGUGUCCACGGUACAAAAAUCAAACUUUGUGUGGUGCCCCCAGAUGUCAAUGCGACCAUUGCUAACAUCACAAUUGAGUAACCCAUCCAGUUUGAGGACUGGUGACCAACUGGUUUUAAAUAAAUCAUGAAGAUGAAAAUGGGCUGAUAGACAAUACAUGUCUAUCCUUGAAUAGGAAAAAAUACUUAAAUUUGUUCAGUAUGAAUGUAAAUACACUCCUAUUUAUGUCUAAAAAGAUCAGCAAAGUAGCUAAAACAUGGAUCGAAAACGCAAGCAAUUGAUAACGAAAUCACUUUAUUUGUUCUGAUGUAAUUUCCAGGGCUCCUUGAUGUUCUGGCUUGUAUUUAAUUGAUCUCAGAAGUUGUUACAGUCAUCAUUUUUAGGAAGACACCCUAAAAGAUACUUUAGGUUCAUGUUGCAUUCAGGUUACUCUUUGUCCAAGUUCCCAGUGCUGUUUCCAAUGCUACAACGACUUCACAAACUCCCUGUAGAGUGGACAUGAAAGAAAACAUUGUUCAUAUUAUGGAAAUAAAACAUCAGAUCAAUUUUAAAAUGCAGUACAUUUUCUUUCUAGGUUUAUAAUAAAAGCAUAUAGCUCUUCUGGUUAUAUGCUUGUGGUUCUAAAAUUGCAUAGAACCACAAGCAUUUAAAAAGACAAAUGUGUGCAAUUCACUCUGUGUGAAAACAGUAGAGCUCAGAAAAAAAUUACAGAACAUCAUCCUGAAGAUCAAUAAAUUCAGCAGGAAGGUCAGGGAGGAAGUUGUAGAAACUUUUAAAACAGGGUUAGGUUCUAAAACAAUAUCUCAAGGUUUGAACAUGUCUCAGAGCUCUGUUCAAUCCAUUAUCUGAACAUGAAGAGAGGCUGUUGAACUCCAGGCCUAUCAAGGUGUGGAGGUUUUCCAAAACUGAAACUGGAAAAGAAGAGCUAUUAUGAUCCUGGUGGCUAGGUUUGGCAUUUAUGUUCCCUUUGCUACACUGAUUAUAUGGCCUGGUCAUACAAAGUGGGGGCUCGUCCGGGAUUUUAGAACAAUUGGCUGCUCUUUGCUUUUGUAGUAUGGUAACAAUUGGGGGCUUGUCGGGGAACAUUGAUCAGAAAAGCAGUCAAGAGAUAAUUGUAACUCUAAAGUAGCUGAUGACACAACAGCUAUUUGUUGGAUAUUCUAUAAAUCUGGCUUUCAGUGAUGUUGUGGGACUCCUGGAAGCUUAGCACACUUGGAAUCAGAACCUGGUAAAAUCUGACUAGGCUUUUAUUUUGUCUUGUUAUGAAAACAGGAACUUAAAGAGUACUUUCUGUUUAAAAUAAAGUAUUGACACUAAA